UUUGAUAGGAAGAGAGAGAGCUCUCUCAUUCCGGGGCGGCCGAACAUUCUAUCCAUCAACACGUGGGACAUUGUCCCCAAAAUCCUCAUCGCAAAACGUCUUAAAACAUAUACAUCUUUAUUUAUUAUUCCCCCUCGUUUUGUUUCCCCCCUUCCGCUCGAUUCCUAUAGGAGGUUAUGGGCGGGACUGAAACGCAGGAGUACAAUCCCGGGCUCUUCCUCUUGGAUGAUGAUGGUGAUGAUACCUCUACCUCUCCAUCUGCACCUGCUCCGACAGGAUCCAACCAACCAGAUCUCCUCAUCCUGAACCAACCCAUCGCGAGCGUCGACCUGCUCAGCAGGCUCUGGGCGCGCUCGCGAUACCGCAUCUGCGCCGACGGCGGCGCGAAUAGACUGUACGACCUUUUUUCUGGGGGAGGACCGCUGCUGGAAGCGAGGAGGGCUGAGUUUAUACCGACUUGCGUCCAUGGGGAUUUUGAUUCAUUGAGAGAGGAUGUUAAGAGCUAUUACAUUGCCCAGGGGGCAGAGGUGGAGAGGGACCCGGGACAGUUGACCACCGAUUUCGGCAAAGUGAUGCUGAAGAUCAAGUCGCUGCAUCGUGCGCCGUCCUCCUCGCCGCGAGAGGUGCUGGUGUUGAGUUCGCUGGGCGGCAGGGUCGACCAGGGAAUCGGCCUGCUGCACGAGAUGCUGCGGGAGGAGACGCAGGAUCCGCAUGUGCGGUUCACGCUGGUGACCGAGACCAACAUCACGGUGAUCGUGAGGGCGGGGAGGAGCGUCGUCCGCGGGAUGAAGAGGCAUGGGUUGUUCAAGAAGCAUAGCGGGAUUCUGCCCAUUUACGGUCCCGCGGUCGUCACGACGUCUGGGUUCGAGUGGGACGUUAAGGACUGGCCGACACGCAUGGGGGACCAGGUCAGUACGAAUAAUCAUACGGUGGAUGAUGAUAUCUAUGUGCAGACGACUGCACCGGUGUUGUUUACCGUUGAGCGGGAACCGUUGGCUUAGCGUGGGAAGGGUUUAUGUACAAGAGCUAUCAAACGACAGAAUACAGUAUCUACUUCGAUGCAGAUGGAGGUACAUGAUCCAUGUACUGUAUGGAUGGAUGUACAAACCCUUGUUUGGUGGUGGUGAAGAGGAGAGCAUGUCUGCAUAUCAUUUCCUCAAGCCGUUCCGUCUCGAACGGGAUCUACCCUUCUGCACUGCUCGUCACCUCGGGAAGGGCAGAAAUACAAGUAACUUGCUAUCAGGUAUAUUAAAUCAGGCGAGCAACGGGAGGGGAAACCAAGAGGGCUAUGCUACGAUAGGGAAGAGAAUAAAUGUACCAAUCAAAGAGCCAGGGAAUUAGGUAUCCUUGUUGGCCGCCUAUAACCAACGAACGGGUGCGACACAUUUCAGAUUCGUGGGCCUUG
Molecule: messenger RNA, 1405 nt
Organism: Aaosphaeria arxii CBS 175.79
Lineage: Eukaryota; Fungi; Ascomycota; Dothideomycetes; Pleosporales
Product: thiamine pyrophosphokinase
Exons: 2
Coding region: 177-1001 (274 amino acids)
Biological process (GO): thiamine diphosphate biosynthetic process; thiamine metabolic process
Molecular function (GO): ATP binding; thiamine binding; thiamine diphosphokinase activity
Source: RefSeq, a predicted model, not a curated record